Molecule: messenger RNA, 6304 nt
Organism: Carya illinoinensis
Lineage: Eukaryota; Viridiplantae; Streptophyta; Magnoliopsida; Fagales; Juglandaceae
Product: protein NETWORKED 1A-like
Exons: 7
Coding region: 538-6063 (1841 amino acids)
Cellular component (GO): plasma membrane
Molecular function (GO): actin filament binding
Source: RefSeq, a predicted model, not a curated record
GUCAAACAGUGAUAGUGCCAAACCUUAGAAUAUAAUCAAAGGACCCAUUGGAGAGAGAGAGAGAGAGGCUGUGAACUCAGAGAAAGAAAAUGGGGUGAGAAGAGUGAUAGGCAGCUGGAGUUUUGGCAUCACAGCUGCUGGCCAAAACCCCAUCACCAAUUUUCAUUCUUCUGCUUUGCUUGCUGCAUCCGAGAUUCCGAACCCAGCACUAUAUUUCAUGCAUUUCUUUGAAGGCAAUUGAAGCAAGGAGUAGCAGUACUUACUCAAAUAUUGGACUUAUGUAGAAUUGAGCAGUUUGAAGGCUAUUGACGCAAGGAGUAGCAGUACUUACUCAAAUAUUGGACUUAUGUAGAAUUGAGCAGGUGCAAGGAGUGAGAAAUAUAGAGAUGUAAACUGCCAUCUGGACAGUAAUUUGGAUGUGCGUUAUAAUAUAUUGAUAUUCUGGCCUGGAUACAGUACCUGGGUUUUCACUACUGGUACAAGGACCAGGCUUUUGCCAAGUCAAUACCAGUUGCGCUAUUGUUCCUUGCUGGAGUCAUGGCAACUUUAUCACAUUCCGAUUCCAGACGCUUAUACUCUUGGUGGUGGGACAGCCACAUUAGCCCAAAGAAUUCAAAAUGGCUUCAGGAAAAUCUUACAGACAUGGAUGCCAAAGUCAAAGCGAUGAUCAAGCUCAUUGAAGAAGAUGCAGAUUCUUUUGCAAGGAGGGCAGAAAUGUACUACAAGAAACGCCCAGAGCUUAUGAAACUUGUAGAGGAGUUCUACCGAGCUUACCGUGCAUUAGCUGAGAGGUACGAUCAUGCAACAGUGGAGCUUCGCCAGGCCCAUCGAACCAUGGCAGAGGCAUUCCCCAGUCAAGUGCCUUAUGAGCUGGCUGAUAAUUCACCAUCAGGUUCUUCAGGCCCUGGGGCUGAACCUCAUACACCCGAAAUGCCACAUCCAAUUCGUGCAUUAGUAGACCCGGAUGACUUGUGUAAGGAUGCACUAGGGGUCUCUUCAACCAGCUUACAUGCUACGAAGAGGGGUGGAGGGAAUUCAGAAUGUGAAUCUGCAAUAAGCAAAAGGGGUCUUAAACAGUUCACUGAGCUGUUUGUUUCAAGAGAAGCAGUGCUGCAAAAUUCAGAUGUUGCUGAAGGAAGGAUGAAGAAAGGCAUGAAUGUUUAUGAUGCCAAAGAGAAUGAACAAUAUUUGCUAGAUGGGUUCUCUCAGAUGUCAUGUGAGAACCAGAAACUCAAGAGCCAGUUCCUUUCUGAGUCUCAGCGUGCAGGGAAAGCUGAAAAUGAUGUUCAGGAAUUAAAGAAAGCCCUAGCAGAGAUUCAAUGCGAAAAGGAAGCUGUCCAUCUUCGAUACAAGCAGAGUUUGGAAAAUUUAUCACAUUUGGAGAGAGAACUUGAUCAUGCACAGAAGGAUGCUGCUGGACUUGAUGAGCAAGUGAGAAAAGCUGAAACUGAAAUUAAAAUACUGAAGGAAGUCCUCACCAAGUUAGAAGCUGAGAGGGAUGCUGGUCUUCUUCAAUUCAAUCAGUGUUUAGAGAGGAUAUCUAGUCUGGAGAAUUUGUUAUCUGUUGCCCAUGAGGAAGCAAAAGAGCUAAACGAGAAAGCUAUUAAAGCAGAAAAUGGGCACCAACAUCUCAAGAGUGAACUUUCUAGAUUAGAGGCUGAAAAGGAGUCAGCUCUUCUCCAGAACAGACAAUGUCUUGAGAAGAUAUCUGUGCUGGAGACUAAAAUCUCACUUGCUGAGGUAAAUGCUCGAUUUUUAAAUGAGCAAAUUGAAAGAGCAGAAACUGAAGUUAAAGCACUGAAGAAAGCUUUCACGGAAUUAAAUGAAGAGAAAGAAGCUGCAGCACUUCAGUAUAAGCAGUGCUUAGAGAAACUAGCUAAGAUGGAAAGUGAACUUUUUCAAGCCCAAGAAGAUGCCAAACAGCUGUAUAGCGAAAUUCUUCGGGGAGCUGCAAAAUUGAAGAGUGCAGAAGAACAAUGUCUUAUGUUGGAGAGUUCAAAUCAAUCUUUGAAAUUAGAGGCGAACAAUCUGGUGCAGAAGAUUGCAGUGAAGGAUCAUGAACUUUCAGAAAAGCAUUAUGAGUUGGAAAAAUUACAAACUCUAAUGCAAGAGGAGUGCUCAAGGUUUGAGCAAAUUGAAUCCAGUCUCCAAGCUUUACAGAAAUUACACUACCAAUCUCAAGAGGAGCAGAGAGGUCUGACAUUGGAGCUCAAAAAUGGGCUUCAGAUGUUGAAAGACUUAGGGAUCUGCAAACAUGGUAUGGAAGAACAACUUCAAAGGGUUGAGGAAGAAAACAGGAGCCUGAAUGAAGUGAAGUUUUCUUCUGCUAUUUCCAUAAACAAUCUGCAAAAUGAAGUCUUUAACUUGAAGGCAAUGAAAGAGAAACUUGAAGUGGACGUUGCACUAAAAACAGACCAAAGUGAUACCCUCCAGCAGGAGAUUUACCAUUUGAAGGAGGAAAUCAAGGGCUUGAAUGGAAGAUACCGGGCCAUUAUGGAGCAAGUGGAGUCAGUAGGUUUGAGUCCUGGAUGCAUUGAGUCAUACGUGAAGGACUUGCAAGUUGAGAACUCAAACUUGAAAGAGGUCUGCAAAAAGGGAAGAGACGAGAAAGAAGCUAUUAAUGAGAAGUUGAAGCAUAUGGAUAAUCUUUCUAUAGAGAAUGUUGCUCUGGAGAAUUCCCUCUCGAGAUUGAAUGGUGAGUUGGAGGGAAUGAGAGAGAAUGCUAAGAACUUGCAGCAGUCCUGUCAGUUUCUCCAUGAAGACAAAGCCACACUCGUUGCAGAAAAAGCUGCUCUACUUUCACAGUUGCAAAUUAUCACCGAGAACAUGCAGAAGCUCAUGGAUAAGAACACCUUGCUGGAGAAUUCACUCUCUUGUGCUAAUCUCGAGCUUGAAGGUUUGAGGGCCAAGUCUAAAAGCUUAGAAGAAUUAUGCCAGUUGCUCAGUAAUGAGAAGUCCAAUCUUUUGAGUGAGAGAUGCAGCCUGGUAUCUCACUUGGAAAACGUUGAACAGAGACUCGGAAACCUGGAAAAGAGGUUUACAAAACUAGAAGAAAAAUAUUCAGAUCUGGAGAAGGAGAAAGAAUUCACACUUUCUCAAGUAGUAGAACUGCAGGGUUCCCUCUUUAUAGAAAAACAAGAGCGCACAAGUUUUGUGCAGUCAAGUCAGGCUCGACUGGCAGGUUUGGAAAAUCAAGUCCAUAUCAUGCAACAAGAAAGUAGGUUGGGGAAGAAGGGCUUUGAAGAAGAGCUAGACAGAGCAGUUGUUGCUCAGGUCGAGAUUUUCAUCCUGCAGAGGUUCAUAGAAGAUCUGGAAGAAAAGAAUCUAUCUCUAGCAAUUGAAUGUCAAAAACAGGUUGAAACAUCCAAGUUUUCAGAUAAACUGAUUACAGAGUUGGAGUGUGAGAAUCUAGAGCAGCAGGUAGAAGCAGAAUUCUUAUUAGAUGAAAUCCAAAAGCUGAGGAUGGUAAUUCAUAAGGUGUUCAGGGCUAUUCAAAUUGAUCCACAUCGUGGGCAUGUAGAUAAGAUUGUGCAGGAGCAUAUACCUGUAUUGGAUAUUUUUGAUGGUAUCGAGGAUUUAAAAAGUUCUCUAUUGAAAAUCUGGGAUGAGAAGCAGCAGCUGCUGGUUGAGAACUCAGUGCUCUUAACUUUACUUGGGCAACUGAGAUUAGAGGGUGCUGAGCUCGAGUCAGAGAAAAAGUUCAUUGCGCAUGAGUUUGAGUUCAUGACAGAGCAAUGUGCUAUGCUGCAAAAGAACAAGCAGGAGCUUCAAGAGAUGAACAGGAAUUUGCAGUUGGAAAUGGAGGAGAGCGAUCAAUGGGAGGAUGCUUUAAAUGUUGAAUUGGAAGCCCUACAUGUGAAGCUGAUAAAUUUGGAGGGUGCUUACCUUGCAUUGCAGGAAGAGAAUUCCCUGUUGCUUGAAGAGAAGAAAUCUUUGCUCAGGAAAUUUUCAGACCUGAAUGAGGAAAAGUGUAUCCUUGAAGAAGAAAACAGUGUUAUUCUCCAUGAAACGCUAGCUCUCAGCAACCUAUCUGUUGUUUUUGAGAGCUUCGCAAGUGAGAAGUCUGUGGAAAUAGAAGAACUUGCUGACAAUAUCAGCAGUCUCCAUUUGGUCAACGGUGAUCUGAAGGAGGAGGUUGGAAUGUUGGGGAAGAAGAUGGAAAUGAAAGAAUCAGAAAUUCAACAUCUGAAUGAGUCAGUAGAGAAGUUGGGGAGGGAGCUGAAUGAGGCCAAGGACUUAAAUGACCAAUUAUGCAAUCAAAUUUCUAUUGGAGAGGAUUUUCUGAGACAGACGGCAACAGAACUUUCAGAAGCAGAACAGAUACUUAAAGCUACCGAGAAUGUAAAUGUUGAAUUGUGCAAGACUGUUAAGGAACUGAAGAUGGAAUGUAAAGAAUCAAAACAGAUUAAAGAAAAUCUAGAGAAACAGAUUCUUGAAGUGCUGGAAGAUAGCACAACUCAGAAAAAAGAAAUUGAAUGCCUUCGUGAAGUGAGUGCAAAUAUGGAAUCUGAAGUAGAAAUACUACGUACAGAAAUUGAAGGACACAGGAUUAGAGAAGAGAAUUUGAGUUCAGAGUUGCAAGAGAAGAGAGAUGAAUUUGAACUCUGGGAGGCUGAGGCUGCUACAUUUUAUUUUGAUCUCCAUAUUUCUGCCAUUCGUGAAGUUCUACUUGAAAAUAAGGUUCAAGAACUUACUGGAGUUUGUGAGAUUCUUGAAGAUGAAACUGCUGCAAAAAGUAAGGAGAUUAAACAGAUGAAGGAAAAAGUUAGCUUCUUAGAAAGUGAAAAUGGGGGAGUGAAGGCCCAGUUGUCUGCAUAUGUUCCUGUCAUAGCUUCACUGAGAGAUGAUAUAGCCUCUCUUGAGCAUAAUUCCCCCCUUCAUACAAAGCCUUCCAUGGCAGGGAAUCGAGAAGAAAAGGAUGAGGAGAUGGCAAUUCAUCUUCAUGAAGAGAGCCGUCAAGUGCUUAUAGAAGAUCAAAGUACUGUGAUACAGGAUGGAAUUGCAGAUUUGCUGAAAUUGCAGACAAGGAUUAAAGCAGUGCAAAGGGCAGUGGUGGGAGAAAAGGAAAGGCGUGCAACUCAAGAAAGCAUACACACUAACAUCAAAGUCGAACAUGUACUAAAAGAGACUGAAGAGUUGGGAUUGGAAGGCACAUUACAUCAAGUUAAAGACAUAAGAAAGGAAGAGAUGAAACUGGGGAAUGAUCUCGCCAAUGACCUGGAGUUACAGAAGACUAAACCAGAAAAUGGAACUUUGAUGAAAGAUAUUCCACUUGAUCAAGUCUCGGAUAGUUCAUUCUAUGCAAGAAGCAGGAGACAUAAGGGUGGAGUUGAUGAUCAGAUGCUUGAGUUAUGGGAAACUGCAGAUAGGGACUGCAGCGAAGAUCCAAUGAUCAAUGAGACACAAAAGCAGGCUUCUGAAGACGAGGAGAAGGGUCUGUAUAUCUCUUCAGAAUUACAGAUCGAGAAGGAGUUGGGCAUUGACAAGCUAGAGGUAUUGACGAGUGUUAGACAGCCAAAUCAAGAUACCUCUAAGGGAAAGUUCCUGGAGAGACUGGCUUCCGAUGCUCAGAAAUUGACGAGUGUUCAGACAACUUUGCAAAAUCUGAAAAAGAAAAUGGAAAUGAACAAGAGAAGCAAGAAGGCCAAUGGGAUCGAAUAUGAAACAGUCAAAAGAAGGUUACAAGAAGUUGAGGAGGCUGUUUCGCAGCUAGUGGAUAUCAAUGAUAAAUUGACUAAGGAGGUCGAUCAUAGCCCCCAAUCUUUGAAUGGGAAACCUUUAGAAGAGUUGGAGGAUGCUGGAAAUGUCUCCAGAAAGAGAGUAAUAGAACAGGCACGAAAUGGGUCUGAAAAGAUUGGACGUUUGCAAAUUGAGUUACAGAACAUCGAGUAUGUACUGCUGAAAUUGGAGGAUGAAAAGAAAAGCAAAGCAAAGUACAGAUUUUCCAAAAGUAGAACAGGCACUCUCUUGAGGGACUUCAUUCACAGCAGUGGGACGAGUAGUGCAAGACGGAAGAAGGCUUGUUUUUGUGGCUGUGCAAGAACUUCAACUAAUGGAGAUUAAUGGGAUCAUGGAGAAGGAAGCAUUUUCUCGUUGGCUCCACUCCAGGAGAUGCCCCCUAAUUUAUGUUUAGAGGGUCAUUUCUUUAUUUAGUUCAGGGAAAAUCUUGCCUCUUUAGCUUACCAGGACUGUAGAAAUUUAGGACAAAUCUAAUUAUAAUAAGCUGCUGCUUCCAGCACUUUCGUCUUCUGAUUUCGCCAGACUAUGAAUGAUAAUUAGUGCAGCACCUCAGUAUUUUUAUUUA